Molecule: messenger RNA, 1352 nt
Organism: Andrographis paniculata
Lineage: Eukaryota; Viridiplantae; Streptophyta; Magnoliopsida; Lamiales; Acanthaceae
Exons: 4
Coding region: 211-1113 (300 amino acids)
Source: RefSeq, a predicted model, not a curated record
UAAAAAUAAAACUCACUUUUUGGUACAAUUAUUAGUAUUAUACAGAUUUGAAGACAAGCAAGCAAUACGAGAUGCUUCUUUUUUUAGCGAUUUGAAUGUGCAGCACUGCAGAAAAUAAUACUACUAAUAAGUGAUUGGAUUUAUCUGGUGUCGAUAGAAAAUCAGUAGUGUACAAUCAGUCGAUUCCUCCAAGGAAAGUAAGUAGAAACGAUGAGAAGGCAAGGAGGUCAUUACGGUGCCGAAUCGGGGGGCGGCGGCGGCGGCGCUAACCAAGCAUACGGCGGUGGAGCGGGUUCAAUGCGUCAACAGCAACAGCAGCAACGCGAUAAAUCAGGGUAUUACCAGGAAUUGCCCAUCGGCGAGAAGGAAGGCCAUCAGCAUCACAAUCAAUGGCGGUGGGAGAGAGAUGAUGCGCUGGCGAAAUUGCCUCAGACUCCUAUGUCGCCCACUGCGCCGUUCGCCGAAGGUCAAGGACAUGAAGGCACGAGAUCCUAUUACCAGAGCCAGAGGAUGGAUCCCCGCAUGCCUCUAGAAAAACAAAGCAGUAAUGUUGUUGAUCCCCGGGCGCAAGCUCAUGAAGAGGAUAUGGACAUUGGAUACGAAGACAAUCAGGUAGUGCAGACAUUCGAAGCUCUCGAGCAGAGAUUCCUUGACGACAUUAUGAAACUGAGCAAGGAACAAACCGAUGCUGAGGAUGCUGAAAAUGCCAGGCAUAGAGCGAGACUUAAUGUAAUCAAUGCUCAAUAUGAAGAGCAAUUAGCUGCACUCCGUGCCCGCCAUGCCAGUCGAAGAGACGAAUUCCUCCGGAGAGAUUCCCAAGCAAGGCAACAACAGUAUCAGCAGAUCGCCAUGGAACAACAGCAGCAAUUCGCCAACAGUGUUGUAGCCCCCAACGACCCUCCCCGGGGAUACAAUGCAGGAAGUGUUCCCACAGAGGAACCGCACCGGGCCUACAAUUCUGAUCACUACGACACUUACAAUAGGGAACGUGGUCGAUAUAGUGGCAAUGCUAGGGACCAUGAAUUCGAGCAGAAGGUUCCGUACCCUAGAGGCCGCAAUUAUGGCUCUGGUGGUGGUGGCGGCGGCGGCAGCGGCGGCUCCCGGUAUUACUGAUUAUGGAUUUAAAGUCUCAGUCUUGUCACCAAAUCUUGGAAACCAUAAUGAGAGUUUGGGAUUGGAAUGUGGUUUUGUGUUUUCUUUUUCUGGAGAUUAGAUUAGAUUAGUGAGAUGUGUUGAUUGAGAACUUGUGAAGUUUGUUUGUAGUAAUGAGCCUUGAAACUGUGACAGUUUGGGGAAAUACUACUGUGUAAUCCAUCUUGUCUUAUGAUUUGCUUGCUCUUGAUUUUGAAGAA